This is a messenger RNA of Lonchura striata (white-rumped munia), 4010 nucleotides long. It is a transcript of the gene SAMD11, whose product is annotated as sterile alpha motif domain containing 11. The record is from RefSeq and is a predicted model, not a curated record. Lineage: Eukaryota; Metazoa; Chordata; Aves; Passeriformes; Estrildidae. Gene Ontology annotation, molecular function: protein binding; DNA binding.
AUGUCAGGUAUUAGUCCGGAGGGGCAGAUCUGCGAGGCACACAGCAGCUCCCGGGUCUACGGUACAUUAGGCUCUCCGUGGGAGAGGGAUCCCAGACAGCUCUGCUGGGGAGCCAGCCCAGGAGAUUUGUUAGCGGGCUGCUCCGGGGGAUACCAGCCACCUCCGGCACCCGAGCGCCAAAGGUGCUUGUGCUGCUGCUGCUGCUGCUGCUGGCGCAUUUCAUCCAAACUCCAGCCAGAGCCAGGGCAACUUGAACCGGAGACAUUGGAGCCGCUGUGCUUCGGAGAGACGAGGGCGCACGGGGAGCGCGGCGGCACCAUGCCUGCUAUCAAGAAGGAGCGACUUGACAGGGAAGAGAUGGCCCUGGCAGCUUUUAACCAGCCCAUGGAAACCUUACCGGACUACCUCGCGCCUCUGGCCGCCGCUGCCAUUCCGGUGGUCACCCCGCACCCGCCGGCUUACGACCAGAUCUUCGCCCACCGCGCGUACCUGGGCUUCCAGGAGCCCCACCACCCCCACCCGCACCACCCCCACCACCUCCCCGAGGACCUGAUGCUGGAGAGGUUUUCCUCCAUCCCGGAUUUCCAGCCCUUCUUUGACAACGGAGAGCCUUGCAUCGAGGUGGAGUGCGGGGAGAACAAGGCGCUGCUCUACAUCAAUAAGUUGUGCCAAGGGAGCAAAGGACCCUCUAUCCGGUACCGGGGAGAGUGGCUCACGCCCAACGAGUUCCAGUUCGUCAGCGGCAGAGAGACGGCCAAGGACUGGAAGCGCAGCAUCAGGCACAAAGGGAAAAGUUUGAAGACUCUUAUGUCCAAAGGAAUCUUACAGGUACAUCCUCCAAUCUGUGAUUGCCCUGGGUGUCGAAUUUCGUCUCCAGUGAACCGAGGCCGCCUGGCAGAGAAGAGGAGCAUCCCCCUGCCCCCCAGCAGGGUCCCCAAGAAGGAGCUGAGCUCCCUCUUCUCCCACAGCGAGGACAGCCAGGAGAGCGACAAGAGCAAUGGGCAGCAGCCCGAAGUGAAGCAGGAGGAGGAUCUGCACAUCAGUAUCAUGAAAAGAAGGAUUCACACCCACUGGGAUCUGAACAUCUCCUUCCGAGAGACCUCUUGCAGCCGCGACAGCGACCUCUCCACCAUCAUCUCCAACCUGCACCAGAGCCGCCAGCUCGUGAUGCCAGAGAGCCAGAGCCGCUGUGAGUUCAAGAGGAACCCCCUGGACGUGGGGCUGGCAGCAGCAGAUGAAAUUUUAGGCAAGAGAAGAGUAUGUUCUCCCAACAGCAGCAGUGAGUGUCCUUUAGAGAGCAAGAAAGCCCGAAGUGAGUCCCCAAAGGAGACGUCGCAGACGCCGCUGCUGGAGGAGGUGGCGCCCAUGACCCCUGAGGAGCACUACCGGCGCAUGAUGUCGGCCCUCAACGAGCACGGCGCCUUCGAGGAGCAGCAGCAGCAGCAGCAGCGCCUCUACCAGCUGGCCAACAGCAUGGCAGUGCCCAGCCACGGAGAUCUGCUCCGGGCGCGGCAGGAGGCGGCGGCGGCGGCGGCGCGGACCCCGGGCGCGAUGGAAGCGCACAUCCCCUCGGCCAGCAACUCGUCCAGCCAGCGCAGGAAGCAGGGCCUCCCCCAGCACCGCGACAGCCACUUCCCCGACAGGGAGAUAUCCCACCCGCCGCCUCUGCUGUCGCCCCAGAGCGCUCCCCACAUCGCCCUGGGGCCCCACUUGAGACCUCCCUUCCUCGGGGUGCCUUCGGCGCUGUGCCAGACGCCAGGUUACGGCUUCCUGCAGCCGGCACAGGCGGAGAUGUUCGCGCGGCAGCAGGAGAUGCUACGGAAGCAAAACCUGGCCAGGCUGGAGAUGUCGGCCGAGCUGAUCCGGCAGAAGGAGCUGGAGACGCUGCACCGGCAGCGGCUGCUGGCCGCGGACCCGCUGAGCCUGCACCCGGGGCUGCCCCCGGACCACCCCGCGCUGCGCAGCGUGCACGACGGCGCCGAGGGCCACGCGCUGCGCGACGAGCUGUCCCGGCGCAACGCCAUGCUGGUGCUGCGGCACAGCACGGCCCCGCUGCUGGCGCUGGCGCCCGGCGGCCCCGGCGCGCCGCCCAAGGAGCCGCCGCGCCGCGCCGGCCGCAAGGCCCCGCAGCCCCGCGCCGAGCCGGGCCCCGAGGCGCGCACGCGGGACGGCAACGACGACGAGAUGAAGGACUCGGAGAGCGACGCCGAGCCCGCCGAGGACAAGGCCGAGGGCGCCAAGGCCGAGGGCGGCCCGGCAGCGGAGCCGAAGGAGUGCAAGGACGGCGCGGGCAAGGCCUGCGAGGCGGCCAAGGAGCCGGGCGAGGCGGCGGCGCCCGGCGUGCCCUGCAGCUCCUCGAGCGCCGAGUCCCCCAGCCACCUGCUGGCGCCCGGCGUGGGCAAGGCCGAGGUGAAGUACCUGCCGCCGGCCUCCCUGCCCGCGCCGCAGCCGCUGCCCUUCGGCUUCCCCUACACCGUCAGCCCCUACUUCCACACAGGCACCAUGGGAGGUCUGUUUCUGGACGGGGAGGAGAGCCCCGCGCUGGAAGACAUCAGCAAAUGGACGGUGGAGGAUGUCUGCAGCUUCGUGUCCAGCUUGUCUGGCUGCACCGAGUACACUCAGGUAUUCCGAGAGCAGGCCAUCGACGGGGAGACCCUGCCCCUCCUGACAGAGGAGCACUUGCUGAACAACAUGGGGCUCAAGCUGGGACCUGCCCUGAAGAUCAGGUCACAGGUGGCCCGGCGGCUGGGCCGGGUGCUGUGCAUGGCCGGGCUGCCGCUGGCGCUGCCGCCGCCGGGGCUGCGGCCGGAGCGGGAGGCGGCGGGCGAGCUCCGCCCGGCCUCGGCCGGCAGCGCGGCCUCGCCCUUCGUGCCGCCCAGCCGCGGCUCCCCGAGGCAGGAGAACGGCGGCGCUGCCCUGCUCGGCGACACCCCCAAGGCGCCCUGCUGACCCGGCUCCGAGGGACGCCGCGCUCUUUUGGGUUGUUUGUUUGGAUGCAUUUGCUUUUUUUUUUUUUUUUUAUUAUUUUUUUUUUUUUUUUUUUGGGGAAAAUUAAAAGAAGAACCACGGAGAUUUUUGAACUGUCAAAAUAAAAGAAUGAAAAGGAAGGAAGGAAAAUGAUCCAAAGAUGUUGUCGUGGGACGACGCCGAGUGAAGAGGAUGCUGGAGGAUGGAGGCAGCAUUCCCAUUCCCUUCCACCCUGCACAGGGAAUCAUGGAAUCAUGGACAGGCUGCUCUUCGCCUCCAGGAGCUGCGGGCUGGGACUGCCAGGGAAGGGAAGGGAAGGGGCUCUGCUGCUCCCAGCGCUACUUCCAGCAAAAAAACCCCAACCCAUCCACGCCCAGCGCAGCCAAGCUCUGCUCCUCCCUGCCAGCUGGGCUCCGUCCUCAUUCAGGUGUUCUAUGCAUCUCUAGCAACUUUGAAAACAAUACCAAAGACAGACAAAAAGGAGAAAAAGACAAAAAAAAAAAAAAAGACAAACACGAAGCAAGUUCCCGUCCAUGUUUACUGGUGCGGAUGGUACAGAGCCACCCUGGCCUGGCACGGGGCGGGCACAGCAGCGGGCACAGAGGGGACCCGGCCCUGCCCCGCUGGAUUUGCCCCGGAUGUUUGGUUUGCUGGGGGCAGGAGGGGCCCGGGGGGAUUUUGAGCCGUGCUCCAGAGGUGAUGUUCUGCUGGAACCACGGGCAGAGUUUUACUACUGUGAAUGAGCUGGGAACUCCUGGGGUGACCCCUCCUGUGACUUGUACAGUUGUGAGCAACAAUCACAUGUGGUACUUUUGUCUCUUCUCCCCCCUCCCCAACCCCUUUUUAUUUUUGGGUUUGUUUUUUUGUUUAAACGUUGCACGUGCUGCCGUUUUUCUUACAGAAUAGCUUUGGUGGUACUUUAGCUUCUUUAUAUUGUAAAAAAAAAAAAAAGGGAAAAAAAUUCAUUAACCAUCACAUCACGAUACAAAUGCUUUCCAGCAAUCAAUUUAAAUAAAAAAGAAAAACACUUAAUUUACAAAUGG